Messenger RNA from Bactrocera neohumeralis, 2383 nucleotides. Its product is annotated as ankyrin repeat domain-containing protein 12. Lineage: Eukaryota; Metazoa; Arthropoda; Insecta; Diptera; Tephritidae. The coding region runs from base 143 to 2161 and encodes 672 amino acids. The record is from RefSeq and is a predicted model, not a curated record. Gene Ontology annotation, cellular component: nucleoplasm. The transcript has 3 exons.
AUAAGUACAUUAGUCAGUGGGAUAUUUGAUGAGAGAUAGUUGUGAGAGUUCGAAUUUAUUUUCUUUUGAAAACAUUUUAGGAUUUUAUUUCUUUAGGAAUUUAACUUUUGAUAUUUUGUGUACGCAAUAUUACUAAGAUAUUAUGCCACCCCCAAGACCGAGGGGAGUGGGAUAUAAUACAGGAGUCGCAACAUCAAGGCCCAGCCCGAAUACACCGAUGUCUGAAAGACAGCAAAUGGCACUGCUUAUUCAGAUGACGGCAAACUCGACGACAGGUAAUUUAUAUAUUUUAAUAAUCGGAUUAAAUAUAAAAAAAAAAAUUGCAGAGGCCUCUAGAACGCACAUCAAAAAGAAUGAGCAUAAAAAAGGUGAUGAUGUUGAAGAUGUUAACUCCACAGAAAAGCAUGAUCAUUCAGAGACCAGCCGCGACAAAUUAACCACUGAUGAGGGUCAUACCGAAAACAAAAUUGAACAUGAUGGUGUUGGCAGCGCAGAUACACCUUCGUCCAGUCAGAGUAAACGUCAUUUCUCAGAUAUAGAUGAGGAGGAAUUUGAGGAAUGUGAUGAAGGCAAGAAAAAGAAACGAAAAGAGGUAGAUGGUGGAAAAGAUGCAAAAACCACAACAACUACACGUCUUCCAGGACGUAUGGAAAAGGUUAUCAAGCAAACAUCAGCGUCUAAAAGUUCGCCGAAUCCAAAUAAAAAUGCAAACUCCACAGAAAAAGAUCAGACUGAAUUGGCAAAGUCUGGUUUCGGCAAACAAUUUGAAACAGAGGGUGAUGAUGAAGAAUUUAAAAUGUCUGAAUCCUUAUACAGUGGCGGUUUAAAGGUGCCGCCACUAAAAAUUGUAAUCCCACAACAGAACUGCUCCAUUGACACGGAUGGAAAUGUAUCACGUACAGGCAAAAUCAACACAUCUCGUAAUGCAGCGCUACCAUAUGUUGUCAGCUCGAAUACGAAUGAUUCCAACGAACGUGAAGCGCAAUGCGGCAGUCCUCAUGAAAGUCCCAUAAAAAUAAAUAACUUACAAUGCAAUAUUAUAGAUGAGAAAAAUUUGAAGCUAUUGAACGAGGAGAAGAAUUUACAUCGUGUGCUACGUAGUUCUCAUCGCAGUGGUAUUACUAGUACCGAACGUAGCUCUAAUAAUUCCUCACCUCAAAUGCAAAGCAGUUCACCAUCGCCAGCAUCAUCGAACGCCAAUGAGGGCAUUACAGAUAAUAAACUUACAUUUACCAAUGUUGGCGCAAGCCCUCUACAACAUAAUCACACAUAUGAAAAUGAGAAUAUUGUUAAUUUACCAAGCCCAUCCACCUCGUCGACAUCGUCAUCGAAAGACGUACAUUCGCACGGUGUAGAAUUACAUCCACGCAAGCGAAAAAUACGCACAAAACACGAUGAUAAUCACAAUAAUAAAAACAAUGGAAAUCAAAAUACAAAUACAGAAGCUAACGCUUCAAUGUCUGAUACACAUUCGCAUGAUAUGCCAUUUACAAAUUGUUUCCAAAUGUAUCUUAGAAUACGCCGGCAAAUUGAGAAAAAGUGGCAAAAUAUGUACCCGAUCAAACCAAGACCGCCGCAGGGUUAUAAUGAGUAUUUGCUAAAUAAAAAAAAUUAUCUGCUUGCAAGUAAUGAGAAAAAAAUGGAAUUCGUGACACCGUCUAAUAUUCCACCGAAGAUGCAAGAAAUAUAUCGCUUGCAAGAAAAUGAACGCAAAGCUCUGCUACAGCGUCACAUUGUGGAGCGUGAAAAAUUAUGCUUGAAUGUGGAACAGGAAAUGAUACGGGUUCACUCGAAGGCAGCGCGCAAUAUUUCAUGUCAGCCAGUGCCGUAUUCGGUGUGUACUCUUCUCAAAGACGAAGAAGUAUACAAUAUACCAACAUCGGAGCAGGAUGAAAAAGAUAAAAACGCACGUUACCGUUUCAAUGGUCGACAACUACUAAGUUGGCUGCAAGAUGUCGAUGAUAAGUGGGACAAAAUCAAGGAAGCCAUGGUUUUACGUCAUCAUAACGAAGCGGAAAGUCUGCAUGCUGUACAGAUGAUGGAUUGGGAUAUUGCUUUGAAAAAACAUAAAUUAUGGGAUUAUAAAUGUGAAACUGCCGUUGAUAAAGAUCAUGUACCUAUUGUACAUGUCAGCGAUGACUUUGAUCUUUUACCAGCUUAAAUUUAUCAAUAAAAAAGUGAUUAAAUAUAUAAUUAUAUAUAUGUAUUCAUGUAUAUAGAUACAUAACUUUCCCUUAAAGUUAAGGUCUAAUCGUGAUUUCAGCACUGAACUAUAUGCACUUAAAAUAUAUAUAAAAAUGCUUAAUAAAGCACCAAAUGUUAAAAACGUAUUUUAAAAUUGGAUUAUAAUAAAAAAAAACUAAACAAAAAUAUAGAACAUGAA